AUCCAAUACUCUCUGUCUCUUGUCUUCCUAAAGUAUACCCAGUCCAACAUGGCAGACUCUUCAGCAGCUUCUCCGUCUACAGAUUUCUCGUCAGCGCCCCCUAAACGGACCAAGAUCGUGUUGCUGGGAGAUCAGAGUGUUGGAAAGACGAGUUUGAUUACAAGAUUCAUGUACGAUACAUUUGAUAACACAUACCAGGCAACAAUAGGCAUCGAUUUCUUGAGCAAAACCAUGUAUCUCGAGGACCGGACAGUGCGCCUUCAGCUCUGGGACACCGCUGGCCAGGAAAGGUUUAGGUCUCUCAUCCCCUCGUACAUUCGAGAUUCCUCCGUCGCCAUCGUCGUCUUCGACAUCACUAACCGCCAGUCAUUCUUGUCAACGACCAAGUGGAUAGACGACGUACGGUCGGAACGAGGGAACGACGUUAUCAUCGUCCUCGUCGGCAACAAAGCUGACCUUUCGGACAAGAGACAAGUAACGGUGGAAGAAGCCACGACUAAAGCUACGCAACUGAACAUCAUGUUCAUGGAGACAUCAGCAAAGGCAGGCCAUAACGUGAAAAGCUUGUUUAAGAAGAUUGCCAUGUCCUUGCCUGGGAUGGAGAAGGAUGCAACUGCGGAGGCCAACACAAAAAUCGACGUCUCAACACCAACGGCUGCAGAAGUACCAGAGGCAUCACAGUGCAAUUGCUGA
Coprinopsis cinerea okayama7#130 is the source of this 693-nucleotide messenger RNA. RefSeq names its product ryh1. The record is from RefSeq and is a predicted model, not a curated record. Gene Ontology annotation, molecular function: GTP binding; GTPase activity. The transcript is spliced from 6 exons. Lineage: Eukaryota; Fungi; Basidiomycota; Agaricomycetes; Agaricales; Psathyrellaceae. The coding region runs from base 49 to 693 and encodes 214 amino acids.